UCAGUCAGUCGGUCGUAAAAAAGCGCAUCGUUCACAUAGCACGGUGCGUGUUGUGUGUGUGUGUCUUGAGUGUGUGUGUGUGUGUGCGCGUGUGUGCGUGCGCGAACGUUUGUGCGUGUUCGUGCGUGUGUGUGAGUGCGUGCGUGUGUGUGUGUGUGUGAGUGCGUCCGUCGGUCGUGUACGCCGAUACAAUACCAUCAUAACGCGAUCCCGACACCGACUCGCCCGACCACUCGCACAGUUAUUAAUCUCGUUUAGUUGUCGUUAUUAUUAUUACUACUACAAUCAUCAUCAUUAUUACGAUUCGUUUCUUUCCGCCGCUAUUUCUCCCCCGGUAGCGUCCGCUUUGCAUGGGAUCGUCGUCUGUCUUCUGCCGUCGCCGCUACACCCUUCUCCGAGCUCACAGCACCUAAAGGAUACAUUUUAAAAAUAUAGUAUAUAUUUGAGACAAUUUCUAAUAAAAUGCGGGAAUACAAAAUAGUUGUUCUGGGUAGUGGUGGAGUUGGUAAAUCUGCAUUGACAGUGCAAUUUGUGCAAGGUAUAUUUGUUGAGAAGUAUGAUCCAACCAUAGAAGACAGUUAUCGUAAACAAGUUGAAGUGGAUGGACAACAAUGUAUGCUUGAAAUUCUUGAUACAGCUGGAACGGAACAAUUUACAGCAAUGAGAGAUUUGUAUAUGAAAAACGGCCAAGGCUUUGUUCUCGUAUAUUCUAUUACAGCACAAUCAACAUUUAAUGACUUACAAGAUUUAAGAGAACAAAUUUUAAGAGUGAAGGACACUGAUGAUGUCCCCAUGGUAUUAGUGGGAAACAAGUGUGAUUUAGAAGAAGAAAGAGUAGUCGGUAAAGAACAUGGAGUGAAUCUUGCUCGUCAAUUCAAUUGUGCUUUUAUGGAAACAUCCGCUAAAGCUAAAAUCAAUGUCAUUGAUAAACAUCAAAGUAUAUUCUAUGACUUAGUGAGACAGAUCAACAAAAAAAGUCCAGAGAAAAAACAGAAACAAAAAAAGAAGUCGCUGUGCGCUCUUCUUUAAAUAGCUUAAUAACAAUGAUGAAACAACAAUCAAUGCCAACAAUCCACGUAGAAAAAAAGGAAUGUUUAACAAUGUGGUAAAAAUAUUGUUUUAUGAGUCAAUGCUAAAUUUGUUAUUGCUUACUAAUUUUUAUUUUAAAUGGCUAAAUCGACUUUUCCAAAUUGCUUUUGUACUUUUUUUUUUUUAAUUUAUAAGUACCUAAUUAUUAUUAUUAUUAUUAUUAUUAUUAUUAUUAUUAUUUUAUUGUUCAUUAUUGGAUAUAGCCAAAAUUGUAAUAUUUUCUGAGGCCUGGAUCUUUGUAAAUACCAUUAAUUAUAAAACAUUUACACAAAUUAACAACAAUGUGUAAUUGGCCGUUUUUGUUUGUAAAUCGAAUGUGUCAAUAAUUCCUUAUUUUUCUAACUGCAUUUUUUGAAAACAUUACAUUUUUUCUCUAUUUUUGAAAUGUUAUUUAAAAAAUUAAUAUUCUUAACACAGUUUUCCAUCAAAGUGCCAACAUUUAGUUAAAUAUAAAUUUCGUCUUAAAAUAAAAUCUGCUACCUAUCAUUUCUCAAUUUAAAGUUAAUAACUCAUCAAUCAUUUUGUGUUAAAUAUUUUCUCAUUAACAAACGUUCCAAUUAUAAAAUUGUGAUUGUUUUGAAAUUUAUGCUGCCAAUAAUAACUGUUGUUUCUCGGUAAUUUAAAAAUCAGCACAUUAGGUUUAGAUUUGCAAUAAAUCAACCAUGACAUAAUACUGAAUUCAUUGAAUUAUUCAUCAACUUUGAAAACACCAUAAACUCAAACCUCCCAUGGCAUAAUACAUAAACUUAAAAAAAAUUUAUAUUAUCGAUUAUUCCAAUACUAAUCUUAUAACUAAAUAUUUCUUUUAUCAAUAUUAUAUAUAGCCCGUUUCUUUAAAUACAUAAAUUUUAAAAUAACUAAAUAAUCAACUAAAGAAAUGUAGCGUAUUAAAAACCGUUUGUACCUAUGUUAACAUUUUUUAAUUUCUGGGUUUUGAGUAUACUGAUACAAUUAUAUUAGCUGCUAUGUAAUUUGUGUACAUUUGGAUUGAAUAUAAAUCAUGUAUUUAAGUCAAAAUCUAGUCUGAAUAUAUUAUUUUAGUUGGUCUUUUUUCUUAAUUGAGCUUAACAUUAUUAUUGUAUUAUUUCAUUAAUUGUUUUGAAUCGCGUUUUCAAUCAUCCAGGGUUACAAAUAAACACCAGUUAUAAGUAUAAUAGGUUUACCUGUUAAAACUUGAUGAGUAUUUUCCAAAAUUGUGUGCUCUACUACCCUUCACAAUCUUAAUUUAUUGUUAUACAUUUACGAAACGCAUUAAGUUCUAACUAUAACAAAAACAAUUUUGAUAAUUAAUUUUCUGUUUGGGAAACAUUAGAUUCAAAUUAAUCUUAAAUUAUUUUUUAUCAAAUAGUUGAAAAAUUUUUUAUAUCUAUCCAAAACAUAGUUUUAUGUCAGUACAUGUUUGCGCCAUGAAAAGCUAAUAGAUCCAAUCCAACUCGUAAGACACAUUUUUUUCAACUAAAACAUUGAUCAUGCAAUUCCUUAUUCAUAUACCUACUCAUAAGACAAAUUUUUUUCAACCUAAAACAUUGAUCAUACAAUUCCUUAUUUAUAUACCUACUAUGUUUCAAUCUGGCAUAAUAUUCUUUGAUCAUGCAUCUUUUAUUUAUUUAAAUAUUAAAUAAAUGGUCAUCGUUGCCAUAUAUUGUACCUGUACGUAUGACGCACAAUAAUAUUCUUGUGAUAACGAACAAACAUAAUCAUUUAUAACUUCUGUUAUUACAAAAUUUGUACAAUCACACAUGGUACUCAUUUAUAGUUAUUGUGUCUAAAAUACAAUAGAGUAAAAAUUGAAAUUCUUUAUUCUUUUGUCCUUAUGAACAGCAUUUUUUGACACUAAAUAAAUUGAUGUUUGUAGCUUAGAAAAAUUUAGCAUUUAAUUAAAAUUCAUUUUUUUUUUAAAUUAUAAUAAAUGUAUUUCGACUUGUUAACAAUUUUCAAUUCUAAUAGUUGUUUAAUAAAUAUUACUUAACAAACCCAUAAUUGUAAGGAUGUGCAAAUACAUAUAAAUAAAAAAAAAUGUUUAUAAAUAUAUAUUUAAAUAUAUAUAUAAAUAAUUCUGUGUAUGUAUUUAUUAAAGGAUUACAGAAGUGUAAUUAUAGGUACCAUUUAUGCAUUUAUAUAUAUCUAACAUAUAAGUGUUUGUAGGCCAAUAUUUAGUAUAUUCAUUUAUAGUAUGAGCCCUAAUUCCUUAAUAUUGACAACAAAAUUAAUUAAUUUAAAAUAAAAUGUUUGAAGUAAUUGUUUACUUUUCUUUAUUUUAUGCUUAUAAAAAACAAAUCAACUGAACCAAUUUAUAGACAAUAUUAUUGUUAGUAGAAUAGUAAAAUUUUCAUUGGUGGUUUAAUUAUUUAUUUUACUAUUACUGUUUUUUUUUUUAUAUAUUUCUUUAUAAACGUGUAAAUGUUUAUAUUAUUUAUUUAUUUUCUAUCUAAUUAUACAUAAAACAACUAAUUCCAAUUACACAAAAAGAAAAGAGAAACUUUAUAUUGUAUCCGAA
Messenger RNA from Myzus persicae (green peach aphid), 3586 nucleotides. Its product is annotated as ras-like protein 3. NCBI's taxonomy places the organism in Eukaryota, Metazoa, Arthropoda, Insecta, Hemiptera, Aphididae. The transcript has 6 exons. Gene Ontology annotation, cellular component: plasma membrane. Gene Ontology annotation, biological process: negative regulation of synaptic vesicle exocytosis; cellular response to cAMP; Rap protein signal transduction. The record is from RefSeq and is a predicted model, not a curated record. Gene Ontology annotation, molecular function: GDP binding; GTPase activity; GTP binding. The coding region runs from base 463 to 1029 and encodes 188 amino acids.